UUGUGAGAUAUAAAUAACCCCAGUAUUAAUAACGACCACAGUUCGGUUUUGUGUCUGUCACCCAAACAUCACAGGUGAUCCCCUCUGGUGUCCUUGUGCGGAAGGGGCGUGUCAGAAGUGUCACCGGGCUGUCACCGAGACACCAACAUGGCGGCCUCCUUAGUGUUUCUUAGCAGGGGACGCUGUCCGGCCCUUUCAGCCCUGCUACAUUCCCGGGUAUGAGAAUCGCGCGGUCUGAGGCAGAGUUUUUGGAUCAGUUGGAGUCAGCUCGAAGAGAAGCAAGAAAGUCCUUCAAUGAUGAUGUUAUGUUGAUUGAAAAAUUUGUGGACAAUCCAAGACAUGUAGAGGUUCAAGUGUUUGGUGACCAACAUGGAAAUGCAGUCUAUUUAUUUGAGCGAGACUGUAGUGUACAAAGAAGACACCAAAAAAUCAUUGAGGAGGCGCCUGGGCCUGGAAUUAGCCCUGAGGUGAGGAGAAAACUUGGGGAAGCCGCUGUGAAAGCUGCAAAAGCAGUUAACUAUGUGGGCGCAGGAACAGUGGAAUUUAUUAUGGAUUCAGAACACAAUUUUUACUUCAUGGAAAUGAACACACGGCUGCAAGUGGAGCACCCUGUCACGGAGAUGAUCACUGGUACUGACCUUGUAGAGUGGCAACUGCAGGUGGCUGCUGGAGAAAGAAUCCCUCUGACUCAGGAGGAAAUCACUCUGAAUGGCCAUGCGUUUGAAGCUAGAAUAUAUGCUGAAGAUCCUAAUAAUAACUUUAUGCCAGGGGCCGGCCCACUUCUCCAUCUCUCUACUCCACCAGCAGACAUUUCUACACGUAUUGAGACUGGAGUUAGACAAGGCGAUGAAGUUUCUGUACACUACGAUCCGAUGAUUGCCAAGUUAGUCGUGUGGGCAAAAGAUCGUCAGGCAGCACUGGCAAAAUUAAAGUUUUGCUUGCAACAAUACAAUAUUGUUGGACUGAGCACCAAUAUCGAUUUCCUUCUCAGUCUGUCUGGACACCCAGCAUUUGAGGCAGGGGAUGUCCAUACUAAUUUUAUCCCCCAGCAUUAUAAAGAACUCUUUCCUCCUAAGAAAGCAACAUCCAAUGAGGUGCUGUGCCAUGCUGCGCUAGGUCUUAUACUGAAGGAGCAGCUCUUAACCAAUGAGUUUAAUCUGCAGUGGGAAGAUGGAUUCUCUCCCUUUGCAUCCAGCAGUGGUAGGCGAAUAAAUGUUCUUUAUACCAGGAACCUUACUUUGCUGGAUAAAGAAAAUAAAGUGGACAUGAAAAUCACUUAUAAUCAUGAUGGCUCAUAUAAUAUGCAGGUUCAUGGCAAAGUCUUUAAAGUAUCUGGAGAACUUGUGAAUGAGGGAGAUGUCCCUUAUUUGAAGUGUUCAGUUGAUGGGACGUUUUGCAAAUCCAAGCUUAUUAUCAUCGAUCAUAAUAUACAUCUUUUCUCAAUGGAUGGUAGCGUUCAGCUGGGGAUACCGGUUCCAAAAUUUCUAUCAGAAGUAAGCACAUCAGGGAGCCAAGGAGGGGCAGUUGCUCCAAUGACUGGAACUAUAGAAAAGGUGUUUGUAAAAGCCGGAGACAAAGUAGAAGCUGGAGAUCCUCUGAUGGUCAUGAUUGCUAUGAAAAUGGAGCACACAAUAAGAGCACCCAAAGCCGGCACCAUCAAAAAGGUUUACUUCAAAGAAGGUGUCCAAGCCAGCAGACAUACUCCACUUGUUGAGUUUGAAGAAGAAUCAGAUUUAGAAUAAUUUCCAUGAAACAUCCUCCUCUUGUGUUCUUACAAGAUUUAUGCCAAUAUUGGUUUAAUGUGACUGUUGCUUUAUAUAUGUUAUAUACUGUUUUCCAAGAAUAAAAGAACUAGUAGUUUUUAACACUACCUGCUUUUCUGAUGAAAGAACUCUGGUACACUGUAAGGGUAGGUUGACACUGAGGAGUUUCCGAGUGUAAUUCCACUUAAAAUUACGCUCGGAAAUUCCGAUUCCGACAGAAUCCAGUUGCUGACAAUGGAAUUCUG
Messenger RNA from Hyla sarda, 2008 nucleotides. RefSeq names its product methylcrotonyl-CoA carboxylase subunit 1 (gene MCCC1). Gene Ontology annotation, molecular function: ATP binding; metal ion binding; methylcrotonoyl-CoA carboxylase activity. Lineage: Eukaryota; Metazoa; Chordata; Amphibia; Anura; Hylidae. The record is from RefSeq and is a predicted model, not a curated record. Gene Ontology annotation, cellular component: mitochondrion.